Penicillium riverlandense is the source of this 843-nucleotide messenger RNA. RefSeq names its product enoyl-CoA hydratase/isomerase family protein. Lineage: Eukaryota; Fungi; Ascomycota; Eurotiomycetes; Eurotiales; Aspergillaceae. Gene Ontology annotation, cellular component: mitochondrion. Gene Ontology annotation, molecular function: delta(3,5)-delta(2,4)-dienoyl-CoA isomerase activity. The record is from RefSeq and is a predicted model, not a curated record. The transcript has 2 exons. The coding region runs from base 1 to 843 and encodes 280 amino acids.
AUGGCCAGCCAGUCCUACAACUUCCAAUAUUUUACAGUGCGCUUCCCGAGCGACCACCAAUAUGUCGCACACGUGGAAAUCAACCGCCCAGAUAAGCUGAACGCCUUCGUCGAAGCUAUGUGGCACGAAAUGGGCCAAAUUUUCACCCAGCUCUCCUCCGACCCUUCCGUCCGGUCCAUCGUCCUCAGCGGCGCCGGCGAGCGAGCCUUUACAACCGGGUUAGACGUCAAGGCCGCGUCGCAGGGUCUGUCUCCCGAUGCGUCCGAUUCAGCACGGAAAGCGGUAUACCUCCGCCGGUUUAUCGGUGUUUUCCAAGAUUGUAUCUCUGCCGUGGAGCGGUGCGAGAAGCCCGUGAUUGUGGCCAUGCAUGGUUUCGCGCUCGGUCUGGCGGUCGACCUCUCCACUGCUGCCGAUGUGCGCAUCUGCUCGCGCGAUGUCCAGUUCUCUGUCAAGGAGGCGGAUCUUGGGUUUGCAGCUGAUAUUGGAACGCUCAGUCGUUUGCCCAAGGUGGUUGGGCAUUUCGGCUGGGUGAAGGAGGUGGCCUUGACGGCCCGCACUUUCGGCGCGGAAGAGGCUCUCCGCGUUGGCUUUGUAAAUGCUGUCUACGAGUCUCGUCAGGACACUGUUUCUGCGGCGCUGAAAAUGGCUGCGCUGAUGGCCUCGAAGAGUCCCCUUGCCAUGCAGUCGACGAAGGAGAUCUUGAACUAUUCGCGCGAUCACACUGUGGAGGAUGGCUUACGAUAUACGGCUGUUUGGAAUAGUGCUGCCCUUCAAAGCAAGGAUGUACCGGCGGCAAUGUUGGCGGGAAUGCAGAAGCGGACGCCGACUUUUGAGAAGCUUUAG